Molecule: messenger RNA, 14758 nt
Organism: Haliotis rufescens (red abalone)
Lineage: Eukaryota; Metazoa; Mollusca; Gastropoda; Lepetellida; Haliotidae
Product: polycystic kidney disease 1-related protein-like
Exons: 70
Coding region: 95-12790 (4231 amino acids)
Cellular component (GO): membrane
Molecular function (GO): protein binding; calcium ion binding
Source: RefSeq, a predicted model, not a curated record
UCUUAGCGAAAGUCAUAUAUAAGUUAUAUCGAAAAGUUUAAAUGACUUCAGAACAUGUUUCAAGAUACAAGACAUAGCAGACCGUGAACGAGACAUGUACAUUUUGUGUGUGGUACUUGUCCACGCGGGUUUAAUUGCCUCUGGAAGUGGCAUCAUCUGGUACAGAGGCUGCUAUCAUGACAUGAGCAAUCAGAUUGGACAAGAUGGGGUUAAUGUGCUGUCAGAAGAUUCACCUCUUGUUGGAUGUUCAAAACUCUGUGCAAAACAAAGGUACCUAUUUGCUGGAAUACAAAGGGGAGAUAACUGCGCUUGCCUUAACAACACGAACAGCCUGUCAGCAGUCAACAAAUCCUUCUGCUCACAACGAUGUUCUGGUGUUGCGGAAAAGCUGCCGCUGUGGUGUGGGGGGCAGGCACAGGAAUGGAGUCUGUACCAUGCUGCUGGACCCUACCUGGUCACACUCAACGCCCAGAUAGAAGCCCAAACAAUCGUGGUCAACUCAGCCGUGUCGCUCGACGCCAUACUGGAAUAUGCCAGAUAUAUCAACUUCACACAAGAAUCAGAUGAAGAAUGGCUUAAAAGCUACAAGCUUGUUUGGAGAGUAGAUGGCGAACAGUUUAGUGCCAAUGUCACAGGAUAUGGACGCAAGGUUUCCUCUCGAAGUGUGUUCACCUUUACAAGAGCUGGCACCAUCCAUGUUGAGGUCACAGCAAGUAACGCGAUCUCAUCCUUGACUCGGUCAUUUGUGGCGACAGUAGUGCUUCCUAAGCCCCAAGACCUUCAGAUUGUUCCAUUGAAUGACUCGGACUAUCUCCCAUCAUGCAUCCCAGAGGCCUACAGCAACCUUAAUGCCAUCGCAGCCUUCGUCAACAUCACCAUCACCUUCGAGGUGUCCGUCUCAGUUGGCACGAACCUCACUUUCAUUCUGCAACAUGGUAAGAGUGAUGGCGGCACAUUCCAGGAGUACAGGUCUGCAGCUGACUGUGAAGACUUGCAGUGCCAAGGAAUCAUCAAGGACUAUGAGUUUAUCAAGACCGGGGUGUAUGUUAUCGCAGCGACUGUCCAGAACGAGUAUGGAGCUGUACACGAGAACAUCACCGUGGUUGUCAUGGAACAGAGACUUGGUGAUGUCACUUUUGACCUUCAUGAAGACUCAGACAGCAGUGUCCUCCAAACCCAUGAACCUGUCAAGUUUCUGGUUACCCUGGAAACCACAGAGCGCCAACAUACCUUUCUCCGAGUCAACUUUGGGAUUGGUGAAGAAAAGAAGAUGUCCUUGAGGGAGCAGAAGAACAGGAGCCAAGAGAACGACAAGAAUGUUCUUGACGAUAGUCCUUCCCUUGAUGGUUUUGGUCUUGCUGCCAGCUAUGGUGAGGGCUGCAACCUCAGCAUCAUCUUCCAGUACACCUACGUCCUGGAGGGCACCUACAUGCCCCAGAUCCAUGUCUCCAGCAAUGUAGGCUACCUGAAGAUGGCUCUUCGGCAGGAUCUCAUCAUCCAGAAUGAGCUGUCUGGACCCAGAUUGCAGUUUGAAGAAUUUGUAAUGGUGAACCGGACUGCACUGUUUCUACUUUACUUCACAAAAUCUUCUGUGAAUCUGAGCGUGGUGUGGACAAUAUUUGACAGAGAGAAGUCAGUGGUUGAUAACUUCACAACCUCUCAUGCCCAACUGUACUAUAAUUUCACAGAAGCAGGGCAAUAUGAGUUGUCAGUCACAGCUUCCAACAGGAUCAAUUCUGUGUCAACAGUUAAGAAAAUCCUUGCUCAGACUGUAAUAUCAGGUCUUUCAAUAACUUGCCACCCACACAUUUAUGUCCGUCGUGGGCAGGAAAUCACCUGCACUGCAGAAAUCGAUUCAGGGAGUCUUGUCACAUUUGCAUGGAACUUCAAGGACAUGACAGCGAGCAAAAAAACAGAUGGAAAUCUGAAGUCAACUGUUGCUCAUUCAUUCCACCAAGAUGGAGUAUAUUAUGUCAGUGUCAUGGCUUCAAACUAUAUCAGCAGGAUGAUUGCCCAUUUAGAACAACCAGUAUAUGUGGAACAAGAAAUCAAGUCAGUUGACAUUUUCUCACAAGAUCAGCUUGUCAACCAAAAGGGACUCUUCUUCAUUCGUCCAGCUUGCAAAUGUCAAGUAAAUGUUCAGUUUGAUUUUGGUGAGGGUCGGAGGAACUAUGACAUGGACUCACCUCUGGAUCUGUACAUCUACAGAGCUUAUAACUUCACCUCACCAGGUGUAUAUAACGUUACUGUCUUUGCUUUCAACAAUAUUUCCAAUGCUUCCAACAGCUUGCAAGUGAGAGUGUAUAACCCUGUCAGGAGGUUCAACAUCCAACUUCAAGGUCAUGCCAUUAAAGGGUUGCCAACCGUGUUUGUUGCCAAGAGUGAAGGGCAGAUAUUGAACAGGAAAGAAUUCAUCUACAGAUGGUUGUUUCCUGGCCAAGUGACAAGAGAGACGUUGAUUCCGAUGGCCCAGUUUGUCUUUGAUGAUGUUGGAACAUACUACAUGAAUCUUACAGUGACAGUCCAAAAUAUGGUUGAUUCUGUUUCCCAGCAACUAGAGGUCAUAGUUCAUGAAAGGGCACCUGCAGGGGUUUGGGUACUACACUCUGGCAUUGUGCAGACAUAUGAAGUGGUGGAUUUCUCUCUACAUGAUCAUGACAAGAUCAACAGACUGGUUGUGAAUUAUUCGGAUGGGGAUUUAGAGGAAUAUUUCAGCAAGUCAAGCUGGAAGCACGCUUUCUCUGAACCAGGUGUUUACAAGGUGUCCGUGACCAUAUAUGGAAAUGGCACCGCGACCAAAUUACAGUCAUACAUUACAGCACAGAGGCCAAUCAGAGCAGUCCGAAUUGAAGGACCCUCGGCAAUCAAAAUCGAAAAUGAUGAGAGGUUGUACACCUGGACAGCCGUCCCCGAUGGCGGGUCCCAUCCACUCUACAUCUGGUCCAUCAACAACAUUGCCGCCAACAGAACCACCAAAUCUACAUAUACACUCAAUACCUUCACGAGGGCUGGAAUCAAGCGACUCAAUGUUCAAGCUGAGAAUGACGUCAGCAUGGUGCAAGCCUCCCUGAACCUGACAGUGCAGUACCCUAUCCUGUCUAUACAGCUUGACAUACCAGCCACCCCACUUGGCACCCUCACCAACAUCUCCAUCAUUGUCAAUGGCGGCAUGAACUUCUCUGUGACAUGUCACUUUGGGGAUGGCACAGUAACAACGUCGUCCUCACAGUCGCACAACGGCGGUGUUGCCACAAUACGGAAGGCCCAUGAGGAGAAGGGCAUUCCACCAGUCUAUCACCUCGUGAUGUCACACGUCUACGCCGACACGGGGGUCUAUGAUGUCAAUGUCACCGUCGCCAAUCUGUUCUCAGUUGUCGGUCAAGUGUCCAGGGCUCUGGUGGAUGAGCCGAUAUCAGGAAUCAACAUGCUGACCAACUCGGACACCCUGGUUCAAGUGGAGGAGGUGGUCACUGUGUCUGUGACUGUUGCCAGUGGUCGGGACCUGACCUUCAAGUGGGUACUGACUGAUGUCAACUCCAACCCUAUCGAGUAUUACAUCACAUCAGAAGUCUACAGUGAUGCCAACACCAGCAACGUCACCUACAUCUUCAUCGUGCCCAACAAGUACCGUGUGAGUGUCAUUAUUAAAAGCACCCUCUAUGCCAAACCAGUGGAGGCAACUUUGCCCAAAAUAUUUCAUGCUGUACAGAAGAUCACCAGCGUCAAGUUACAUGGGGACUUGGCUGCCGCGGCUGUGGAUCAGAAGAUAGAAUUUACAGCGACUAUCGUGGAAGAGGGCUCGGAUGUGGUCUAUCUGUUUGACUUUGGUGACGGCCAUACCCAGCAGAGUAACGGCACCACGAACCUCAUGAGCCACAUCGUCGGUGUUGUUUCACACACGUACACAGAAGUUGGUGUGUAUCGUGUGUCUGUGAUUGCGAUCAACCCACUGGGCAACGUGACAGCAGUCCUGAAGCCGUUCUAUGUGCAAGUACCACCCACCCUGCACGGGGUGAUGAUGCUUGACCAGAAGAAAUACUGUCUAAAGUUGCGGGAAAACAUCACCCUAGUGGCGCGCAUCCCCCACGGCACUAACAUCACCUUCAACUGGCAACUGGAUGACGAAACAGAACUUAUAGACACAGGUGAAUGGAUUACCCACAACUACCGCACGACUGGUCGGAAGUCGGUCAGAGUCAAAGCCUAUAAUAGAGUAGGCAAGAUUGAAGGUUUUACUAAUGUCCACGUUUUCAAUGAAAUACAAGGAGCUAAGUUGUCAGCCACCCGUGAUGUGGUCGGCACGAUGGAAAGAUUGGAGUAUGUGGCCAUCCCAGACCCCAACGAGACAGGAACUGUAGAGUUCUACAACUGGACUUUUGAUGAACAUGUGCAGACCUCAGAAAACCACAUCUCAUUUGCUUUUGCAAGUCCUGGAAAACACGUGGUCACAGUAGCGGCCAACAACUGCAUCAGCAGAGCGGUGUCCAAGCCGCUUGAGAUCCUGGUCAUGUCCAGACUGAAGAGCCUUGACAUUCAUGUGGAGGGGGAGAGCCUGGUGCAUCAGCCAAUCAAAUUUACUGCCACAUUCUGGAUUGGUGACAAUCUCAACUUCACCUGGGACUUUGGUGAUGGCUCACCUGUCAUACAAGGCCUCAAUGAAACUACUGUACAUCGCUUCAAUCGCACUGGGGAGUUUAUAGUCAAUCUGACUGCAGUCAAUGCUAUCAGUGGAGAUUCCGUGACUGUUCAGCUGUUUAUCCUGGAAUGGAUCUGUAAACCUCCAGAGAUCACGAUCCCAGGCACUACAGCCAAUAUGUUCACAUUUUACCAUUCGGAUCAAGUGCAUAUUGAAACUGCAGUGAAGAUCAACUGUUCUCCACGAGAGGAAGUGACUUACAUGUGGUCCUUCAGUGAUGUGGAGGGGACGACGGUGCAGCCAAUGAGAACGGAUGAGGACAUGUUGGACAAGCAGACUCUCAUCCUGUCACCCCGAUCUCUGGCCCCAGGGAUGUACAGAGCCACUGUCAAGGUUGAGAUGUACGAUACCAUAGUGUACUCCACCUCUGCGGUGGAUGUGACUAUCCUUCCCACCCCCCUCAAGAGCAUCAUAGAAGGGGGGAUGCAACGCACCAUUGGGCAGCAGGAGACUCUCUACCUGGACGGCUCCAACUCCCGCGACCCGGACCACCCCCACAAUGCAUCACUCAGGUUCAACUGGACGUGCCAGUCGCUGCCUAGAUAUGGCCUGUGUUACAACAUCACAGCGAUCAACUUGUUCAAAGCCAACACCAAUGACACGGACAUUGUGUACGACAGUGCUUCGUCUCAGUUGGUGCUGACUUCACCCAAGAUGGCCAUACCAGCUGGGUUCCUGCUGCAGGAUGAUAGCUACUUUUUGUUCACACUGGUGGUUUCCGCACCAGAUGGCCGACAAGCCACAAGUGAUCAAGUCAUUAAAGUCAAAGCGGAUAAUCAAACAAUAAGCUUAAAGAUAAGUUGCCACCAAUGCAGAGGAGGCCUUGUAAACAUGGACGAGAAGAUCUCCCUGAGGACUGAAUGCAUCAACUGCCCCUACAAUCUGACAUACACUUGGAAGAUAUCCUUGAUUGAGAACAGCUUCUCAGAACCUGAGCAAGAUUAUCGGAGUGACUGCAAACCCGAGGAAGCAAGUGGUCAACUCUCAUUGGUAUUGUCAGUAGCAUCAUGGAUAAAGAAAACUGGCCUGACAACCACAUCCACUGUGCCCCCUGAGGCCCCAACAUCUUCAUCCAUCCCGUCCUCUACAACACGGAAAAUAACAGAGUCAGUGCCUCGGAACAGAGGACUCCCUGGCUGUGGCCAGAUGUUUAAUAAAGACCUGGCUGAGAAUACAGUUGGAGAUGACCUUCACCUUGACUUACUACAAGAAGGGCUAAGCAAUGGAAGACAGAGACCGAGAAAAGCAGACAAUGGCGUGCCUCAAGUUGUGGGUGAGGGCACCUCUGGCAAGAGACCUUUUGGACGGCCACAAGUCAUUACCAGUGGGAUUAAUGAAGAAAUAACAGAGUCGAUGCCUCGGAACAGAGGACUGCCUGGUUGCAGCCAAAUGUUUAAUAAAGACCCCGCUGAGAAUAAAGAAGCAGACAAUGUCGUGCCUCAAGUUGUGGGAGAGGGCAUCUAUGGCAAGAGACCUUUUGGGCGGCCAAAACACAGUAGCAGUGGAAUUAAUGAAGGUGCUUCUUCUGGCAGAGACAAGGUUCUGAUCUCAGGAAAGAAGCCCAGCCCCUACAAGCAGCACAUCUCCAGCAGCCCCAGGGUCCCCAUCCCACUGCCGGCAAAUCAAACAUACACCGGGCUAGACAAACAGUCCCUGGUCAUCAAGCCUGGCUACCUCCCCCAGAACUGGACCUACGUUGUCCAGGUCUCGGCCAAAGCCCAAGGUAUGGAGGCGUCCUGGGCUGAGGUAUACUUCCAUGUCAAUCGGAGUCCCAGCAAGGGCACAUGCUCCGUGCGACCACUGACCGGAAUCGAAAUGGACACCCAGUUCACUGUCUUCUGUCUGGAAUGGAAAGAUGAGCACCUGCCGCUGAUCUACGAAGUCGGCUACAGCAUGGGAAAGGGACAGAGGACGUCCAUCAUCUACCGAGGGGCGAGUCACGAGAUCAACUUCUAUCUGCCAGCAGGACACCCAUCCGAUAACUACACAGUACUCCUCUCUGUUUCGAUCCGGGAUAACUUUGGAGCCAGGACCUCUUACUGCUUUAGUCCGGUCGUUGUCCGUCCGAAGGAUUCAAGGAUCGGAGAUAGAGUCGAUUCCCAACAAAAAGGCAAUGGCAGCUCUCUGGAUCCUCUGGUGUUGUUUUACAAACCGUAUCAAAAAGCCAAGAAUUAUGGUGAUGACAGAGCGACAUGUACACUCAUCGGCAACAUGGCCACCUGGAUGAACAGAUCCCCGAAGGUGAACAUGUCCUCUCUAGAAUGGUUCAUGAGAGAGGAGACGCGGAACAGGCUCCUGGACGACCUGCUCAAGCUGCCCCUCCGAGAUGAGGUUGAGGUUAUACAGAUUGCCCAGUCACUGGCGGCCACCACAGCUGUACCCCAAGAGCUCAGUACUCGUUCCUUGAAGCGGGCUCUCCGACUCCUGGAAUCGAUACAAACACGGACAGAGGUUCUCUACGCGGAUAUUGCCGAUCCAGGCGAAGAUAUCCUAACUCUGGCCAUCCAGGCUGUGUCCAGCAUCAUCGGGGCAUCGGUGGAGCAGGCUGAUAAGCAGGGUCCCCGGACCCUGACCAUCCGAGCGAUGACCGUCCUGGACAAGCUGCUGCAGGUGGAGCUUAAUCAUCACUCAAUCGGCGAGGCCCCCAUCCAGCGAUCAGCUGAGUUUGUGUCAGUGCUGGGGUCCCGAUACACACCGAGGUUGGCCACCAUCAUCAGCAUCAAUGAUGCUCAGUUUAAACUGCCAUCCAAUAUGGCCGCCAUUACUCAAACAGCCAGAAAAGUCAGCCCAAAUCAGGAGUCAAGUUCAAUGAAUGCUGAGUGCUUUCAGGCUCAUAUGACUUCUUUCAAGAAAAAUCCAUUUUCCCAUCUUGGUGACCAAAUUUGGAAAGUGCAAGCCGAGGUGUUGGCCCUCAACCUGUAUUCCUGUGAUGGGCAAAACAUUUCCGUCAAACACCUACCUUCAGAUGCUGAAGUGUUUAUACAGAUUCCCCAGCAAGAACGGGAAGGAGCCACUUACAGUACACAUGUGCUUGACAAGAAGUACAUGAAUGUCCAUCAGUUCAAUCUCACAAGGCAGAAUCUAGACCAGCCCUUCCACAUCUCUAUUCAACUUGACCCAGUGCCUGGUCGAAGUUUCCCAAUCGCCCUGCUUAUAGGCCAAUUCCACCACCCCACCCCCCAACGGUACUACCUAAGACAGAACUUCCCGACUGGACAAGACAACAUCACAAUAUUCCUGCCCACUGGAACUUUCAAUGACAGCGGGAUGUAUUACCUUGGAAUCGUUGACUCCCACUACAACGCGGGCCGCCAUCGAGAGGGCCAGGUGCUGGCUCGGAACUACACCUUCUCACUGUGGCUAGAUAAUUGCCUCUUCUGGGAUGAGAAGCAAGCCGCAUGGAGUCACAAAGGUUGCCAGGUGAUGGAAGAUUCCACUGCCGAGCAAAUGCGUUGCAGGUGUGACCAUUUGACUGCAUUUGGAGGGCACAUUGACCUUGUCGCAAAUGAUUUGAAUUUCAUAGAUGUUGACAGCUUCUUCAGUCUUCAUGAGAACCCAGUGACGAUUGUGCUUGUCUGUCUUGUGUUUUGCACAUACUUCAUACUGUUGGCACUUUGCCGUCAGGCAGACAUACAUGAUGAGAAGAAAGGCAGAGUUGUCUACCUUACAGACAAUGGAGGAAGUGAUAAACAACAAUAUGAGGUUACCGUGGAAACAGGAUUCCGAAUGGGAGCUGGCAGCACUGCAAAGAUCAGCAUGAUCAUUCAUGGUGAGGAAGGGAUGUCAGAGACGAGGGAGCUCAUCAGUGACGACAACCGUCCACUGUUCGAGUGCAACUCCAGGGACAAGUUUGUCAUGACUCAUCCUGAUAGUCUGGGCAAGAUCUGGAAAGUGCAGCUGUGGCACAACAAUUCUGGCCCCUCCCCCAGCUGGUACCUGAGUCGAGUCCUGGUUCGAGAUCUCGUUACAGGACACGUGUACUACUUCCUGUGUGAGAGAUGGUUUGCUGUGGAGGAGGAUGAUGGGAAGGUGGAAAGAGAAGUAAUGGCGUUGGACGGAGAUAUCGGAUUCUCAACGGUAUUCUGGGCUAAGGGCACGCAGUACAUGGCAGACUUCCAUCUUUGGACGUCGCUGAUGACACGCCCGGCUCACAGCCGCUUCACCCGCACCCAGCGCCUCACCUGCUGCCUUACCCUGCUCAUGUCCUAUAUGUGUCUGAAUGCAAUGUGGUACAAACAGACCGUGACAGAGGUGCGAGGAGAGUUUGGGCUGCUGGACGCAUCCUGGCAGAAUGUGAGCAUCGGAGCCAUCAUCUGCAGCCUCAUCAUCCCCCUCAACCUCCUGCUGGGCUUCCUGUUCAGGAGAAGUAGGGUGCGUUACCCAGGCUCGGAGCCGGACAAGCCCGAGUACGUGAGUGGGAAGCCAAGCGAGGAGGUGUCAAGGGAGCAUGAGGAGGAGACCGUCCAGCCCAUCAUGACGUACUCCCUGCUGGACCAGUCCAUCCUCAACUGGCAGAGCAUCCAGGACUGGGCCCAGAAGCAGUGGAUCAAGAGAGAGCAGGCCGUGCACUCCGGCUCCAACAGCGUGAAGACCAGCCACCCCAGCAGCCCCCAGACCCCGGCACCACCCGUCCUGCUCACACUCAGGAAAGAGGAGGAAACUGAUGUAGCAUCAAGUGGGUUUGAGGACUCAACAAGCCAGGCUUACUCCCAGGGUGUAGCAGACAAGAACCGGGUGCAGCCCAUAGCAAGCGCACCUUCCCCCAGCCCACCACCCAAGUGUCAGGACACCUACCACAGAGAUCAGCACCGACUCCAUUCCAGUCAGCGAGUCUUCCUGCCAUUUUGGUGCCGCUAUAUUGCAUGGACACUAUGUGCCGUUAUCUCAGUUGGCUGUGCUGGCAUCACGGUGCUAUAUGGCUUCAGGUUCGGGAAGACCAAGAGCACCAUGUGGCUUCAGUCCCUGUACUUCAGCUUCAUGAUGUGCAUCUUCAUAGCACAGCCAUUCCUGAUCCUGCUGACAGUAGUGUACACGGCCAUGAAGCAUCGCCAGGAUCCGUGUGUCCUCGACCACUACGAUGACGGCUUCUACGGCAUGGACAAUGAGUUGGCCCGCCGCCGCAAACAGCGGGAGGUGGAGUGUGAGGAGUGGGAAGAACUUGAGAGGGGCGUGGCAGCUAGACAGAGGUGCCGCUACCUGAGGUUUGCCCGGCCCCCUCAGGAAAAGACGUUGAUUGAAGCAAGGAAGAAGAUCAUCAGAGAGAAGAAGACGCUGGGCCUCUUCAGUGAUAGUGUGGUGUUCUCCGUGAUGUUCCCGCUGUUGACUAUCAUGGCGUACGGGAGAGACACAGCAUCGCCGUUCUACUGCAACCAGGCCAUCAAGGAUGCUUUUGUAAAUUCCGGUCAGCUACCCUUCUCCCAGAUCCAGACUCGUGGGGAGUGGUUCGAGUGGAGUCGGAUGACGCUGUUGGACGGUGUGUACAGUCAGAGUGUGUCCGUCACACCCACUCAACCACACAAACAGAUGGCCAUCGGUCACCUCAACAGUUACCUGAUCGGUGACGUGCAUGUCCGACAGUUACGAGUGGGCCAGGAAGACUGCAGCAGCAUCAGAUACGUCACCACAACAUCACCGUGUCGGUAUCAGUACAGCAGCAGCAGGCGUGACAACAGCAUCGUGGGAGUCAACUCCUCCUGGACGGAUCCCACCCCCUACAGCUUUUUGUUGUGGGGACAACAUGGCACCUAUGACCCAACCGGCUCCACUAUCCAGCUGUCACGGAACAGGUCCGAGGCGUACAGACAACUGCGUGAGUUGGAGGAGUCCAGCUGGCUGGAUGUUCAGACUCGAGCAGUCAUCGUGGAGCUCACCCUCUUCAAUGUUCCAACAAACCUCUUCAGUUCAGUCACACUACUGCUCGAGUUUCCACCAACAGGGGGAGCUGACCCGUAUCCCAUCGUCAUGGCGACAAGGGUAUUCUGCUACAUCAGUGUCUGGGACAACUGUGUAUUGGCCUGUGAGUUGGUGUUUGUGGUUCUGACACUGAUGAAGAUAAGAUGUGAACUUUGUGAGAUUGUCCGAAAUCAAGCAAAAUACUUCAACAACCUGUGGAACUACUUGGAGUUUACCUUUGGCCUGCUGUCCUUGACCUAUGUUGUGUGCUACGUGUUCCGCUUUGUGUUGGUGGCCGACAUCGUGGAGGACCUCCGGAACACCUUUUACGAGGAGUUCAUCAAUGUCUCCUUCCUGGCACUCUGGGAUGAGAUCCUGAGAGCUGAAGUGGGACUGCUGUUGUUCUUCAUCAUUGUGAAGUUUGUGCCACUCCUGAGAUACAUCACAGUGUGUGCCAAGUUCAGCAACAUCUACAGACGAGCACGGAAGGAGAUCAUCCUCUUCAUGGCCCUGUAUGUCUUUAUCCUGUGUGCCUUCACGGGUUUGGGAGUGGUUCUGUUUGGCUCUGUCUCUCUUGGGCUGAGGAACGCCUGGUUUGGACUGUGGUCAAUGACAGCAUUGAUGGUGAGGAUACACGCUUCACCUGACCUGGAGGUCAACAGCUCCCCCUGGUGGCUGAUAUUUGUAUUCAGCUAUCUUGUCUUUGGCGUUGGACUGCUCACAAGCUAUAUGGUUGCAGUGAUGUCUCGCCGGCUGAAGGUGUACAAGCAAGGGGACAUUGCCAUGAUGGGGAUUGUUGACAGCAUCAAGUGUCUGUACCAGAGGCUGCUGCUGUGUUCUGGCAUCCAGAGAGUGCAGCCCAUCGAGGAGCCAGAGAAUGUCCUGCCUCCUGAGUUCACCAUGGCGGAGAUCGAGUACCAGGUAGAUGAGCUGCUGUUCAGGAUGAACAACCUGGCUGGCUCCAGCAGCCUACCGGAGAAACCACAGGGUUACCUCACAGAUUCCACGGACGCCAGUCACGGAGCAGGGGAUGAUGGAAUAUCUAGCGGCGGGGGAUCAGAGGAUCAAGCAGGUGUGGGGACAGACCGCCUGGAGCUGAGGGUACAGAAGAUUGAAGACAAGCUGUAUGCUAACGAGCCAUACCUGGCACAGCUGCUCAAACUAGACAGCAUUGGUGCGGAUGUGUUGUCCCAGGAGAAGGAGAAACAGCUCAGGUCUCACCUUGAACUGGAGAUCUUCAGACAGCUACAGAUGCAGAGACAGGAGCAUGGUGGCACAACCCAGCUGCUUAGCAACCAGAAUCCUGGCAUCACUGCAGCACUGCAGGGUAGAAGUGUGGAGCGUUCACCAUCAUCAGCCUCUAAUGGAAGUCAUAAGCUGCCACACCUUGAGUUGCCAAAAACUAAGGAUUUAGUUGCCAGUCUAACAAAACCAAAGCCUAAAUCUGGAGCUUCACCAAUAUGUCCAGAAAGGUCAAGGUCAGAUGUGAGGAGCCCACCAAGUCUGGCCUCGCCAUCAGGGAUACAUCCAGAGGCAGGGUCAUCAAGUCCAGAGUCACCUCAUAACAAGAGGUCAGGGGACACAAGACCAAAGGUGAAGGUCGGACCUCCUGUGCCACCUAAACCUGUCAGUAAUCUUCUGCUCAGCAAAAGCCCAUCCAGUAGGUUGGGGAAAUCAGGUAAACCAUCUUCAUCAUCAGAGAAUGCCAGUCCCCAGAGCUCAGAAAGUGAGAAGGUUCACAGGAGAACAGACUCGUCGUCUGGCCAGUCUGGCAGCAUAGAGAGGACUGGAAGUGUGAAACAACCAACAAUCAAACCAGAACUCCCUCCUAAACCCACAUUCAUACAGACAACUUUAGAUGAACAUGCUCACUUUGACUCCAAUAAAUCCUUGUCUGUGGGCAGCCAGAAACAAAGACAGUUUAAACUUCCACCAGAGAGAGUCCUUCAGAGAGGGGACCUGUGUGGAAAUAUUGCAGCAGAAUCCAGUUCCGGUUCGGAGCAGGAUGCUGCUCACUUUGGUCGACGUCCAUCUGGGAAGCGGAAUCUCCGGAAAACCAAGUCCCGAGGGAAGGGGAAGGGAUCUGGUGGUUUGUCACCUGCCUUGAUGCUAGAGGAUUUGACUCUGGAUAAUCCGGAGAUAGAGGACCUGGAGCAGGCGGGCAUUUUGGAGGAGAACGUCAUCCAGGAACAGGAGUUGUGAUACAAGUGCUCAAAUACAGUUCAUUACCAUUCAUGACAUGGCAGUAUCAUUGACAUGGAAUCACUUGUCAUGUAGACCAGGAAAAAGGACAUGGGCACAGUGGCCUAAGAUGCUGAGAUUUCAUUUUCAAAAAUGUAUUAGGGUCUGAUUAUUCCUGGUGAGAAUGUCAGCAUCAUACUUGGGUUUCAAAUGUUUGUCAAAAAGCUGAAGCAUUAAGUGGUGUAAAUCAGCCCUACGUUCGUUCCCACCCCUGCAGCAAGCCUGCAAGGAAACCACAGCUUACUGAAACAGGACCCAUUACUGUACGUUCGUUCCCACCCCUGCAGCAAGCCUGCAAGGAAACCACAGCUUACUGAAACAGGGCCCAUUACUGUACGUUCGUUCCCACCCCUGCAGCAAGCCUGCAAGGAAACCACAGCUUACUGAAACAGGGCCCGUUACACUACGUUCGUUCCCACCCCUGCAGCAAGCCUGCAAGGAAACCACAGCUUACUGAAACAGGACCUGUUACUCUGGUCAGUAGUCUUCAUGCUGUGUCUCUCAACUGGAGCAGGAGUUUUUGCGAAACAUGAACUAGAAUAAGAACAUUCAUUCUAUACUGAAUUGAUUUCUUUAGUAAGAUUGUUCUAUUCAAAACCUUUUAUGUUUGGAGGAAAUGUUUUUUAUAUUACUUUGUAUUUUCUUGAUCAAAGUUUUGAUAGGAUACUGUUUUGACUUUGAAUACAUAAACUGUGUUAUGUAUGAGGUCAUAAAAUCAACUGCACAAGUGUUGUGUACAAUCAAGAACUUUCAUAUGUACAUCCUUAUAUUUGUCUCAUUUUAUUAUUCAUCAUAAUAUAGUCAGCGAGCUUCAUGAUCAAAUAUGUACAAAAUAAUUGUUAUUGUUCAGUCCAUGUUGUGCCAAAUAUUUAAAACUGUUAUCUUAGUUUCAAUUUCUAUUUCUUGUGGAGAUUUGUGGUGGGGAAAGCAGCAGUGUCCAAACUUGAGACACAUUAAUCAGAUGCAGGUGUCAUUGGCCCAACACGACACUAUGCCAUUGCACACCACUCUGAUGAUUAAACUUUUGUCACACAUGUUGUUUUGUAUCCUGUUAAUCAAGAUGUGAAGCGAUUGGAAAUGUUUUAUACAAAUAAUGGUAAAUUAUAAUUCAAUACAGUAAAGAUCAUAUCUGGAAUUAAGGAAACAAAGAAAUGGUAGAAAGCAGUUUAAAGUUUACCUUUAAUAUUUAAGGAACAAUAUUUUGACAGUCAGAAUUGAAAUUUCUUGAGAAUGUAUUACAAGGAUUAUUUAUAUGCAUACUUUUAGUCAAAUUCACUGAAAUAUUUUUGUGACCAUUCAUGUUACUUUUGUGAUCUAUGCAAAGAUUUGUGACUAAAUAUUUAUGUUGUGACUAGACAGUCUUGUUGACAAGCUAUGCAAAACUUUUAUAUUCAACACUGUUUCCAAACCUACAUGCAUAUUUUAUUGAGUUUUGAAGUUGAAUGUUGAUAUCAUACAUGUAUCUAGUGGAGAUCUAGUCAGACAUUUCUCGUGCAGUAAUGUGCCGUUAACAUACAUUUUUUUAUGUUAUGCGUUGUUUGUUAUUGUAUUUGAAAUAGCUAAAUCACACUCAGUUUAUGAACAUGUAGCAUCAAUCCGUCCAGAAUAUUUUAUCAUCAUAUCCCAUAGAUUUCAUAUUCUGGCCUAUCAGAGUGGAGAGCUUUUGUCGUUGGAGAAGAAAUUCAGAAUUAUUUACUUUCUGAAUUCAUUGGUUUGACCAUAUUGUGUUCAGCAUUAUUACAACAAAACAAACUACAGGUUUGAUGAGAGUGAAUGAUGCUGUAUUCCUGCCAAUAUGUCCUAUGCUAUAUAUGUUUGUCCUAGAAACUAGUCCUAUUGACUGUAACUGAUAUAUGGUUAUACUAUUUUAUUGUUUGAUACAUUUUAGUGUCUCAUAUAUUUUACAAUGAAUAAAAUUGGUGAUAUUUA